Molecule: messenger RNA, 3219 nt
Organism: Microsporum canis CBS 113480
Lineage: Eukaryota; Fungi; Ascomycota; Eurotiomycetes; Onygenales; Arthrodermataceae
Product: helicase required for RNAi-mediated heterochromatin assembly 1
Exons: 5
Coding region: 1-3219 (1072 amino acids)
Biological process (GO): regulatory ncRNA-mediated heterochromatin formation
Cellular component (GO): nuclear RNA-directed RNA polymerase complex
Molecular function (GO): helicase activity
Source: RefSeq, a predicted model, not a curated record
AUGCGAGGUCGAGGUUAUCAGCGAGUCCGAGGUCGAGGAAGGCCGCCUCUUUCUCACUCGUUUAUCGAGAUUCAGCCAACAGUUCAGAUUGAUAAGGAGGUUAGAGAAUAUUUUACAAAGGCAAUUCACUCUGGUACACCUGGGACUUGGUCUGCUAAGCCUGAGCUACCCCCUCCCGAAGAGGUAUUGGGGCUUGAUGAUGGCGAAGUGAUUUCACUUAGCGUGAAUCAGAUUCAGGGCCCCUGGCCAUCAAAAGAAGACUAUCUUAAAACUCAUUACGAACUACUCCGUGAGGAUGCGGUUGCCCCAUUGCGAGAUGCUGUUGCAUAUUUUCGUCACGAUCCGAAGAUGUCAGACUCAUCCCAAUGCUGUGUUUAUGAAAAGGUUCACAUCGUCGGAGUGACUUUCGCACAAACUGGAAUCGCAGCUAGAGUCCAAUUUUCAACUUUCAGGGCAGGCAAAAAGAUAGUAUGGGAAUACUCAAAGCGCCUAAUGACUGGAAAUAUUGUUGCAUUAUCUCCAGCAAGUGACUCAUUCCGAAGCAAAUGUAUUGUCGCAACUGUUGCUGCGAGACCACUAGACGGCCUUAAGGCAUCCCCGCCUGAGAUAGAUAUUUUCUUUGCACGCCCUGAAGACGCAGAAUUUGAUUAUCAACAGGAGUGGGUCAUGGUUGAAGGCCGAGUUGGGUACUUUGAAGCUGCUAGACAUACCUUAAGCGCUCUACAGAAACUGUCGAAUGAGAGCUUCCCACUCUCAGAAUAUAUCUGUGAUCUCAAACCCACGAUUGGGGCACCGCAAUAUCUACAAGAAAAUCCAUUGGUCAAGAUGACCAGUGUACUGCCUGAUCAACAGGGUCAUCAGAAGAUUGAUCUAAGUAAAGAGUGGCCGACACAUCCUAGCACUCUCGACCCUUCGCAGUGGAAAGCUCUCCAUCAGAUAAUGACAAAGAGAUUAUCAAUUGUCCAAGGUCCCCCAGGUACAGGAAAAACUCAUGUCUCUGUUGUUGCAGUAAAGGUGAUGUUAGAUAACAUUCGGCACGGUGACCCACCUAUAGUUAUCGCAGCACAGACAAACCAUGCCCUGGAUCAACUUCUUCGCCAUAUUUCAAGAUUUGAGCAGAGAUACGUUCGUCUUGGUGGCAGGAGCGCAGAUCCAGAUAUUAGGACGCGUACCGUGUUCGAAUUACGGAAAAAGAACAACUUUCCAUCCGCUAUUGGAGGAAGCCUUGGUCCUGCGAGGAAGGAGUUGCGUGAACUUACCGACCAAGUUGUUGAGUUGCUCUCUCCAUUCCGCACAGAACAUUCCCAUUCCCCCCUACAACCAUCACUUUUUUUGAAUUUGGGGAUUAUCUCUAUAACUCAGCAUAAUUCACUCAUUAAAGGUGCCACAGGAUGGGUACGAGCCGGUGACCGGACCGAUCCAAUGUCAGUGUGGCUUGGUGACGCUCUAACAAAAUUUGAAUUGGUUUACGAACAAGAAAAUUUUGGGUUUGUUGAAGAAGAAAUUGAUCUCGAAUAUGAGCAGCUGAAGGAACUCGAGGCAGAGCACGGGCUUGAUGACGACGAUUAUGAGAUCCUGAAAGGCCAAUAUCUCGGUAUGAGGGAGUUAUUCACGACUCGAGGGCACCGAUCCUAUCCUGAAAAAUCCAUUGAAGGCAGCUAUCUGAAGUAUGAUGACAUGUGGAAGAUUCCUAGUGCUGCACGCGCUGCAACUUACUCACUGCUACAGAGACGUGCAAAGGACAUCGUGCGCAGCAAAUUUCGUCGCAUUCUCGAGAGGUACAAUGUGGCGUGCAGAAAUGCAAAGAUAGGGAAAUGGGAAAGAGAUUCACUAAUUCUUCGGGAGGCACGAAUUAUUGGCAUGACUACUACAGGCCUAAGCAAAUAUCGAGCUCUUGUCUCUAGUCUUCGACCAAAAAUUAUACUGAUUGAAGAAGCAGCAGAAGUUCUGGAGGCUCCUGUCACCGCAGCAUGCUUGGAGUCACUGCAACACCUUAUCUUAGUCGGCGAUCACCAGCAGCUCCGGGGCAGCUGUUCCAUGCAAGAACUUGAGGGAGACCCAUACUACCUCAGUAUCUCAAUGUUCGAAAGACUCGUUCGAAACUCAAUUCCAUUCAAGCGCCUGACCAGCCAAAGACGUAUGAUUCCAGAAAUCCGACGAAUCCUCUCCCCAAUUUAUAACGACCUGCAUGACCAUUCUAGCGUCCUGGAACGACCGGAUAUACCUGGCAUGGGUGGAAUCAAUUCCUACUUCUUCACGCAUGUAUGGGCCGAAUCUUUUGAUAACCUAUCUUCGAAAUACAACCAGAAGGAGGCAAGAAUGGUUGUCGGUUUUUAUGUAUAUCUGCAUAUGAACGGCGUUCCUGUUAAGGACAUUACGAUCUUAACGUUCUACAACGGGCAACGCAAGUACAUUCUCAAGGCAUUGAAAGAUAACCCACUUUUUCAUGGACAGUAUACAAAAGUGGUCACAGUCGAUUCAUACCAGGGAGAAGAGAAUGAGAUUGUGCUCUUAUCCCUAGUGAGGAGCAAUGAAGGCGACAAUAUAGGCUUUCUUGCAAAUGAAAAUCGCGUCUGUGUUGCAUUAUCUCGUGCCAGACGUGGGUUUUAUAUAUUCGGAAAUGCAGAAUCUCUUGCAAUAUCCAACGGAUUGUGGUGGCAAGUGGCACAAAUAAUGAAAAAUGCGCCAAAGCGUUUAGGAUAUUUUUUGCCCCUGAUGUGCAAAAAACACAUGGCCAAGACGCUGAUAAGCAGUAUGCAUCUCCCAUUCCAGACUUCAAUGCCAAGUGAAAUGCGAUCCUGUAUCUGUGCGGUGGCUACGCGGCAAGUCCUUACAAGUCUACCGAGAAAUCGCUCUAUUGUUCCCCGAGAAGCCGAAUUCCUUCCUCCUGGCAAUACUGAAGAGCGCGCUUUGCUCGCCAAACGAUACCAAGCAUUUGCAACCGGCGGUGCCCAGAAAGAAGACGCUCGGCUCGCAAAAGAAGCAGAAAAUUUAGCGUUACAAGAACGUUUGCAACAGAUGGAUGAAGAAGCAUGCAUUGAUUUGUUUGGAGAGCGAAAGUCUCAAAACUUUCCUCGAGAAGACAAGGAGGAAAAAUCCGAAGUUAUCUCCGACGGGAAAGGUGGUGUUCGGAUGAAAUACACCCAGUUUUAUUCCAACUCCCUCGCCGCGUCCAAGAAUAACAACGAGGGAAAGAAAACGUCUAGCUUACUCGAUUAG